UGCAACGAGUGGAGGAUAGCAACAGUUGCCCCGGUGAAGGCAAGGCGCCAUAGUCACGGUAGUCCUGGCGACAAGAACCAAGCAACGAUAGUCAACAACAACAAGCGAGAUCUAAGGGAUUACAUUUUUACAAAGGAAACGGACGAUAGUGGGAUAUAAAGUGUCUCAAAUCGUUAGUUGCCAUGGCAACAUGUGGAUACUCCGAAGACCUUCAACCUCAGCAGGCCAGUGCAGUAACCAUAGCAACAUCUACUGCUACCACACUCUCGUCUGCAAAGGCUGCACACUUCCUGUCCGAGAUACCAACAGCCUCUGGAACAAUCUCAUCAACCAACCAAGCAGCAGUGGCCUCUAAAGCAGGACAGGAUACACUUUGUUCUCAAGCGCCACCCACCCAGAGCCAUAAGCCAGUGGGCCUACCGACUCCGCCACAACUUUACAAUAUCCAUCAAUCCACAGUUCAGAAGAGUAAUGGACAUGGCAGUUCUCCCCAGUACAUCAUAGUAACGGUUACAGAGGGCUCUGGUCACUCUAAUGACAGCCUGUCAGACUCGAGCCCACCGGCGCCAGGAAUCCCCACUCAGGUGGUCCAACCUGUACAAACCACCCCACAGAGGUCGGUGCUGCAGGCAACCAAAAGGCUUCAGACGGCUCACAUCAGCAGCCUGCAGCCAGUUCACAUCAACCAGGAGGUGGAGCAUGUAUAUUCUGGUCCGGUGCAGUACGUGGACGAAGCAGGAGAUGCAACUUUCUCCACAUCCACCAUCCGAUCCAGCAACUAUUCAUUCUCCGACUCGCCCCUCUACACUCAGACCGCUCCUUCGUCCUCCUCCCCCUUCUACGACGCCACACCCAGCUCUGAGUCAGACAUCGCCACUUCUGUAAACUCACAGCCGGUUGCUGUGGCAACAGCAGGAGCUGGGAGCGGGGCUGCUGCGGCAGGUGGAGGGAGGUUCAUCAUCCAGGGGAGUUAUAUGUUGGGGGGAGGAGAUGGCGGAGGAGGACAGAGCUACUCUAGUCCAAAUUCUCGUGCGCCACCUGCUACAGUGCAGUGGCUGCUUGAAAACUACGAGGGGGCUGAGGGGGUGAGUCUGCCGCGCUGCACCCUUUACUACCACUACCUCCUGCACUGCCAGGAGCAGAAGCUUGAGCCCGUUAAUGCUGCAUCCUUCGGUAAACUCAUCAGGUCUGUCUUCAUGGGGCUACGCACACGCAGAUUAGGAACCAGAGGAAACUCUAAGUACCACUACUAUGGCCUGAGGAUCAAAUCAGGUUCUCCUUUGAUCAGACUCAUGGAUGAACAGCAACACAUGGCCAUGAGGCAGCAGCCUUUUUCACAGAAGAGCAGGAUAAAGCCACUGCAGAAAGCCCAGGGGAUCGCCAAUGGGAUGGCAGGCGGAGCCAAUCAGCUGCAGGGAGCAGCACUCAGUGAUAUUUCAGCCCAGGUUCACCAGUACCAGCAGUUCAUGGAGGCAUCAAAGCCCCUGCAAGACUUUGUGGAAAUGGAUCUAGAAGGUCAAACUCUGCCUAAUGGGAUCGUUUUAGAACAACUCAAGGCCUUUCAGACUCUGUACAGGGAGCAUUGUGAGGCUAUUCUGGAUGUGAUGGUCAAUCUUCAGUUUACGCUUGUUGAGAUGCUGUGGAAAUCAUUCUGGAGGUUCAGCCAGAGUGUCGAUGCGGAGUCCACCAGCCUGCACACCGAGUCUGAGAAACGCCUGCCCAGAUCCUGCCUGGUGGCACUCUGCAAGUUUGAACCAGUCCUACACUGGACAAGAGCGUGUGAUAACCUGCUAUACCAGACUCUGGUGGAGAUUCUUAUCCCUGACGUGCUCAGACCAAUUCCUAGUGCCUUAACUCAGGCCAUCCGUAACUUUGCCAAGAGUCUGGAGAACUGGCUGACAGGUGCCAUGAUGAACAUUCCAGAGGAGAUGGUUCGCAUAAAGGUAGUGUGUAUUGGCUCCUUCUCCCAGACGCUGCGUCGCUACACCAGCCUAAACCACCUGGCACAGGCCGCUCGCGCCGUCCUCCAGAACACCGCUCAAAUCAACCAGAUGCUGUCUGACCUGAACCGCGUUGACUUCACUAACGUACAGGAGCAGGCAUCCUGGGUGUGUCAGUGUGAAGACCGUGUGGUCCAGCAGCUGGAGCAAGACUUCAAAGCGACUCUGCAGCAGCAGAACUCUCUGGAACAAUGGGCUACCUGGUUGGACAGUGUUGUUUCCCAGGUUCUAAAGCCCUAUGAGCAGAACCUUGCUGCCCUGCCAAAGGCGGCCAAAGUCUUUCUGCUUAACUGGUCCUUCUAUAGCUCCAUGGUGAUUCGCGAUCUCACUCUGCGCAGUGCUGCAAGUUUUGGCUCCUUUCACUUGAUCCGCCUGCUGUAUGAUGAAUACAUGUACUACCUGAUUGAGCACAGAGUGGCCAAGGCUAAAGGAGAGACACCCAUAGCUGUCAUGGGAGAAUUUGCCAGCUCCAUCAAAAGCAGAAACACUCCCGAUCUGGAUAAAGAAGAUGAGGAAGAGGAUGAGGAAGAGGAGAGUGAGGAGGAGAAUGGAGAGAUUGUGCUGGUGUCUAGCUCUCUGAGUAAAGUCAGUGAAGUGAAGGAGAUGAUGCAACCACCUGCCAAGCAGCCCAAGACAAGUUUCAACCUACACACUCUCCCCGAGACCCAUGGCACACCCCCUUAACCAAUCAGCUGUGUUACUGACUCACACCUUUACUUUCAUUCAUCCUUUACUGAAAAAAAUUGGGCCACCCCGUGACUGUUUAAGGGUAGCAACGUGUGUGUGUGUGUGUGUGUGUGUGUGUGUGUGUGUGUGUGUGUGCGUGCGUGCGUGCGUGCGUGCGUGUGUGUGUGCAUACAAGAUUCUGGCUACAAAGUCCAAGUCGCACAUGAUGAGUCAACACAUUCACACACCCAAAGCGUCAAAUAUUGACGCGUGUGACCAAGCCUCAAAAUGUGACGAUUAGGAAGCCCCAGUGCGUCGGGAGAGGACACGCAGGGACACGUGUCACCGGGAGCUUCAGUAUCCGACGCCCGCAGUGGCACGGACAUUAUUCCUCGAACCUCUAGCGAUUUAACCUUCCACUCACCCCCAUCCUAACCUUAACUCAGUCUUUUCCUGGCACUCGCAGAGUACAGAUGCUUCUCUUUUUGCUCCCUUAUCUUUUUGUUCCAAGGCUCUUUGUCCUGUCUGCCCACAGAGCACUUCUCUGCAUUUCUUCUGAAAACCCCUAUUUUUAACCAUGGAUUUGAUAAAUUGGUCAUUCAACGCGAUUGAUAAGAUUUUUUCAACAAUGAGAACGGAGCAGGGGGCUCCCACAUGCCCGCAGUGGACACAGCUGGCGGGGUAUAUGCUGGAUUCCUGGAAGGAGUGGAAGAUCCCAGCUGUCCAUUGAGGACGUCAAAGAUGUGUGGAUAUUUGGCCUGAUGAUCACUGGAUUUCUCCUGAUUGGAGUGGGAGGAUAUCUGGUUUUCUGGAAAUUUGGGAAGAUGGGAGCGAUUGGAGGGCGACCCGCACCCAAGGAAAGCACCAUCCGUGUGGAGACCUCACAGACUGUGACGUUACUCGAGGUGAAUCGUAAGCUGGACAAUGUUCUAGCUGCGAUACCGGUAUUAGUGCGCUAAAUGGAUGUCGUCUCGGAGAGGGUCACCGGACGGUAUGGACAAGUUUAAAAACCUAAAUUGGCUUCACUGAAGGACUGGAAUGAUCAGUAAAGACUGAAGGCAGAGAGGAAAAUUAUCUCAGCCUGACCCAAACAAAGUCUUGUUAUCCGAAUCUGAGCCAGAGCAGCCUUGAAAUGCUAACAACAAACCCCCACGAAGGAAUGCAGACAGAUGCUGUGAAACCCCCCCCCCCCCCCCCUUCGGAUUGGUGGACUUCAGCCUGGCGAGGUCAUCAACCUGCAGGAGUCAAUGUGCUCUGCGCUUCUCCCGAGAACUCCCUCCCACCUGUGGCUACAGUGGCUGAGCGCCGUACACGGCUGCUCUCGCUGGGGAAACAGGAUCCCAGGCCCCCCCCCCCCCCCCUUCCUAUUGGAGUCUCAUGUUAUGUUGUGUUGUCUGACGUCUGUUGCUUAUCUGUUUGAGGUGUUUUUUUUUGCAGAGCAAAGCUGCCCUCCUGGUGGGAGGGUAGCUAUGAAGUGCCUUUUUUUCCUUCCUCCCGAAUCAGUUCCUCAUGUAACCCUCUUAUCUCUAUUAAGGUAGCGCGACUCAGGGUUGCGAAUGACCACAGUCACCAAUUCUUGUCAUGUGUCUUGCCCAUGUAUGACUGAUCUCUGAAUUGUGUGUACUGAAACUCUAAUUUCCCUCUGGGAUGAAUCAAGUAUCUUUGAAUUGAAUUGAAUAAGCUUUGCAUGCGCAACCUAGUUAAGGUUAGAAUGGGGGUGAGGGGAAGGUUAUGUAGUUCACAAGACGGUCAAAUGUCCAUCUCACCAUGGGCGUCGGAUACUGACGCUCUGGCACAGCGCGUCCUCUCCCGACACGCUGGGGCUCCCUAAUCGUCAAAUUUUGAGGCUUGGUCACACGCGUCAAUAUUUGACGCUUUGGGUGUGAGAAUGUGUUGGAUGAGUUGGGUUUUAAAUCAUGGCAGAAUGAUCUUUGUGUGUGUGUUCAUGAUGGAAGAAUGUGUAAGAGCCCUUUGCUUAUUUAGGACAGUUGAGCUGCUAUGUUGUGAAUUGUCUUUGCUGGUUUGGUCCACCCCUUGCUCUCUUCUCCAGUACCCCUUCCCCCACGCGCCUUAAUUGCUGACCUAACUGCUGUGGAUGGAGAGAUGACCACCAUGUUCUUCAUUGUCCUCUGAAACCCAAAAAGACCACUGGCUUUGCCUUUAAUGAAACAACUAUGCAGGAACGGUCUUAAAAAAACACAUUUAGGAAGAGCAGCAGGAAUCAUCCCCCACCUGUUGGCACAUGAUUUUGUGGAUUCCACAUUUUAAUAGAAAUAUUAUUUGUUAUUUUUAUUUGGCCAACUAACUUAAUUUGUGCCUUUGAGAGAUUUAUUAGCUAAAAAAAGUUGUGUUCUAUAUAUAAAUAUCUAUAUUGUAUAUCAGUGGAUAAAUAAAUUAAUAUCCUGUGAAAGUCUCUCAGUCUUGUGACAAACUUAUAGUAAAUAUUAAACAGUUUAAGGCACUUUUGCCUUGAGGGAAAAAAAUUCUGCUUUUUUCCAAAUUUGAUUAAAUCACACACACGCACACAUUUCCCAAGAUGCUGCUUUAAGUGGACCACAGCAUGAGGCCAAAGCUAACCCCACAAAUGUCACUAAGAGAUGAAAAUAUUUUUUUGUAAUAAACUGAACUUGUUGCAUAUAAUCUAUAUGAUUUAUCUUUUUGUGAACAGUUAUAUAUCAAGACUAUUUUUAUGUCAUUUAACCAUUACUGCCUUAAAUUGUUGUCCUGAAGUGCGCUGUGCAGAGUACAGAUGUAUUUUUUUUAUGUGACGAUGAUGAUGUAAACAUGUAAAUGAUGUUAAUUCUCAGUUGACCCUGCUCCUUUUCUUUUAACCACACACUCAGCUUCUCACAUGGAACGAGCAAAGAUAAUGUUCAUACAUACAAAUAUGGAGAAAAAUAAAUGCAAACUACUGCAGAAGUGAGACAUCACUCAGGACCACCUCUUUACCAAAAAUAAGUUACAUCUACACUUACAAACAUCUCACUGAAUAGUUUGAUCAACUUUGAUGUCAUGACUUGUGAUUUUCUUUUUCUUCUAUUGUGAUUUAGAAUUUUUUUUUGACAUUUUGUCUUUUUUUAUGUCACCCUGAAGACCUUUGUACUGAAGUCUGUGAUCCAUGCUUGUAGCUUCAUCCUGUCAACUAAAGAGAUACUCUGAAA
Messenger RNA from Nothobranchius furzeri (turquoise killifish), 5827 nucleotides. Its product is annotated as MHC class II regulatory factor RFX1. Gene Ontology annotation, molecular function: RNA polymerase II cis-regulatory region sequence-specific DNA binding; DNA-binding transcription factor activity, RNA polymerase II-specific. The record is from RefSeq and is a predicted model, not a curated record. Gene Ontology annotation, cellular component: nucleus. Gene Ontology annotation, biological process: regulation of transcription by RNA polymerase II. NCBI's taxonomy places the organism in Eukaryota, Metazoa, Chordata, Actinopteri, Cyprinodontiformes, Nothobranchiidae.